GCUGAGCCCUCCUCCUUCCUCGCCCUCAAUGAAUCUGGGAGAGUCUUAGCCGAGAGGAGCUAAUGACUCUACGGGCGGAUUUAUUUGGGUUAUCUUAAAUUUUAAUAGAGUGGAGAAACAUAGUUAAAAUACGAAGCUUUUUAGUUUUUUUUUUUAAGUUGGUUGGAGUUCCAUCAACCCGAAUAAUUCCACCCUGUCUUCGACUCUCGGGAGAGUUUAGUUUGUCUGGUCGAUCGUAAUGUGGCUCAGGGGCUAAUCCUUGGACUUCAUUCAAUACUAAUUCACCUCGAAGCGCUUCGUUUGGGCGAGCCGAACUGAUUUAACAACCACACGCGAGAAUGACAGAAUACAAGCUGGUAGUUGUCGGUGCUGGUGGCGUUGGGAAAAGUGCACUGACCAUCCAGCUCAUUCAAAAUCACUUUGUAGACGAGUAUGACCCCACUAUUGAGGAUUCAUACAGAAAGCAGGUUGUGAUUGACGGAGAGACGUGUUUGCUGGACAUCCUGGACACUGCAGGUCAGGAGGAGUACAGUGCCAUGAGAGACCAGUAUAUGAGGACAGGAGAGGGAUUUCUCUGUGUGUUUGCCAUCAACAAUGCCAAGUCCUUUGAGGACGUACACCUUUACAGGGAGCAAAUAAACCGUGUCAAAGACAGCGACAAUGUCCCGAUGGUGCUGGUGGGGAACAAAAGUGACCUAGCUUCACGUACUGUAGAGACACGUCAAGCCCAAGAGCUUGCCAGAAGUUACGGGGUCCCAUUUGUUGAAACGUCUGCGAAGACACGACAGGGAGUUGAGGAGGCGUUUUACUCUCUCGUACGGGAGAUCCGAAGAUACAAGGAGACGAACCGCAGCAAUAAGAAGAGCAAAAAGCACACACAGAGACGUUGCACUCUUUUAUAGCGAUACACGCGCACAGCCUCGCACUGCACCUCCCCUGUGAUAGCAAUGCACUCAAGGUCACACAUACUCAUAUACACACAUACACGCAUACACUACUGUAGCAUCACACGUACAUACACAUCCUAUUCCCUUUUCUUACCGUUCCCUGUGUCUUAAACCACCAGCCUUUGAGGAAUAGGAACCUGACUGGCUGUUGAAUGUGUUUGUAUGUAUGUAUGUGCGCAUGAGACCUCAAUGAGAACCAUGCAACUGUGGAAUUGUUUAGGAUAAGACAUAUAUUGACCUCACGUUAUCAUAUUUGGCUGGGUAAUUUAGUUUCAAGUGGACUCGUCCACCAUGCGCUGCUGCUUCCCCUUCUGUGCUAAAAAGAUCUGAUGUAUGUCAGUUUUACUUUAGAACCACAGCAGCAAAGAACUUUGACCUUUAUAAGAAAUGAAUGAGGUGGUGAAGGGAUAUACUUUAAGUCGGUAAUGGGUAACUGUAUUUAAGUAAGCCUUAUGUCUCAUCUCCAAAUGUGUGAGCCAAUCAGCACAUCCGCGUGCUUCUGUUAGCGGUGGUCGGGAAAGAGGAAGCUAAGAAGUCCCCUAAUUUUUUUGUGUGGCCUGUGGGAAAGCACAUUAGAGCAAGUGGUCGCCACAUUCAAAACCACUAACAAUGUAUUGCACACCUUUAAAUGUGUUUCCACCUCACGCAUUGUGGAAUUUACCUAGCAGAGAUUUUCAGUACUUGAUAAAAACGCUGUAACUUCAUCAUCAAAGGGGAUUUCUAUAGUAUUUGCCUUGUCGUUUUGAGGAGUUUGUAUAAAAAUGUGGAGGGAAAAAAAAUGAAAUUUCAAACAUUCAUCACCCUCCCAGAAUCUGUUUUCCCCCAGGUUUCUGUUGUCAUGGCAUGGACUUCACUUAAUGUAGCCCUUCUAUAAUUAUGAAAUUCAAGUCAAGCUCUCUGCUUUUAUUAUUUUUUUACCAGCAGUAUUUCAUGGUAAAUUUCUGUAUUUUUGUAAGUUUUUAUUUUAUUGGUUUUCGUUACACAUACCGGCAUUGCAUUGGACAUUAAUAUUUCAUGUAUUAUGAUGAAUUGUGUAAAAUGCCAGUUGUUCCCACCAGUGAAGAGGCUUGGUUGAGGAAGGCGAGACAUUUUUCCCCCCCUGUUACUCUAUUUCUUUAGUUUGUCAGGAGCGACAGGAAUAGUUUUGGUUCAGACUAAACGUGAACAAAACUUGUGAUUGAUGCAUUCCCUUUGCCACAUUGACAUCUGUAGUUAUAUGUUUUGUGAAUAAAGAGACUUUUGGCUAGA
Ctenopharyngodon idella (grass carp) is the source of this 2195-nucleotide messenger RNA. Its product is annotated as GTPase KRas. Gene Ontology annotation, molecular function: GTPase activity; GDP binding; GTP binding. Gene Ontology annotation, cellular component: plasma membrane. The transcript is spliced from 5 exons. The record is from RefSeq and is a predicted model, not a curated record. The coding region runs from base 339 to 902 and encodes 187 amino acids. Gene Ontology annotation, biological process: Ras protein signal transduction. Lineage: Eukaryota; Metazoa; Chordata; Actinopteri; Cypriniformes; Xenocyprididae.